UAAUUCAUGUCGGUCUUUUGUGGUUACCGGUAGCGUGUUUCCCUGUUAUAGUGUAUUUGCGAGAAAAAUCUGUAGAAUUCGCAUUUUAUUGCCAUUCUAUUAACAAAAAACUUGCCCUUUUGGAAUCUCAUUCAUAACUGUAACUUAGUUGUUGCGUGAAGUCUAGAAAAAAAUCAGUUGUAUCUUAACAGACAAAUAUAAGGGCAGACUCAUCCCGCUAUAGUGGUUAAAUGGCUGAAGCGUGGCAGGGUCCGCCAAAACAGGGCUUGUACGACCCUCAGUUCGAGAAGGAGGCCUGCGGAGUUGGAUUUAUAGUUGCCAUAGACGGACGCCGUAACCACAAGAUCGUCAGAGAUGCCCAGCGUCUCGCUAUUUCUAUGAACCAUCGUGGCGCCUGCGCCUGCGACAACGACACCGGGGACGGUGCCGGAGUGCUCACUGCUAUACCACACGAUUUCUAUUAUGCCAAACUUAAAGAUGAACAAAACGUACAAUUACCGGCUUUUGGCCAAUAUGCCACCGGCGUAUUCUUCUUGGACAAACUCCAUCAUCAAGAAUCUGAAACAAAAUUCGCUGCCCUGGCAGAGGAACUGGAUGUGUCCGUGUUGGCUUGGCGUACCGUACCAACCAACAAUUCCUCCAUAGGAGCGGUUGCCAAGAACUCUGAACCGUUUAUGCGACAGGUGUUUGUCACUAUGAAAACACCUGUACCGGAGGAAGAGUUAGACAGGAGAUUCUUUGUUUUGCGCAAGCGUGCCAGUCAUACGAUUCCGGCACCAGGAAAGAGGUUCUACAUUUGUUCCUUGAGUCGGAGAAUUGUUGUGUACAAGGGUCAAUUAACAUCGGAUCAGCUAUGGACUUAUUACCCAGAUUUGCAUGAUCCCAUGUAUGACACGUACCUAGCAUUGGUACACACAAGGUUCUCCACUAACACGUUCCCUAGCUGGGAGAGAGCACAUCCUUUAAGAAUGCUAGCCCACAAUGGAGAAAUAAACACCCAGCGUGGUAACGUGAACCUGAUGAAAGCUCGAGAAGGAGUAAUGAAGAAUGAUGAUUUUGGAAAUAAAUUGAAAACCCUGUAUCCAGUCGUAGAACCUAAUUUAUCCGACAGUGGUUCUGCGGAUUGUGUUUUGGAGUUUCUGGUCCAUGCUGGAAACAGGAAAUUGCCAGAGGCUGUUAUGACGAUGGUUCCCGAAGCCUGGCAAAAUGAUCCGACGAUGUCUGAAGAAAAAAGGGACUAUUACCAUUGGGCGGCUUGCAUCAUGGAACCGUGGGACGGUCCAGCUUUGAUAUCUUUCACUGAUGGCCGUUUCAUCGGGGCCAUUUUGGACCGUAACGGUUUGAGACCUUCCAGGUUUUACAUUACCAAAGAUAAUAUGAUGGUAAUGGCUAGUGAGGUUGGUGUGUAUGACGUUGACCCCUCGCAAGUGAUUUUUAAGAGUCGUCUAAAACCCGGAAGAAUGCUGUUGGUGGACACUCAAGAAAAAAGCGUCAUCCAGGACGUGGAACUGAAACACGAGAUUGCAAAGUCCAGACCACAUUCCGAAUGGCUCAAAGAACAGAUGAUUACGAUGGAGGAGUUGAGGAAAGCUCAUUUAGAUGCAGGGAGGGCUAUAAAAGCUAAGUACGAGACCAGCGGCUUGGGAGACAAAAGGUUGCCUCUUUAUGGGUAUUCCACGGAAACCAUUCAUAUGCUGUUACUACCCAUGGUCAACAACAAAAAAGAGGCUCUUGGUAGCAUGGGUAACGACGUUCCCUUGGCCUGCCUUUCACAUUUCGCUCCGAUUCUUUACGAAUAUUUCAAACAACUCUUUGCUCAAGUCACCAAUCCCCCCAUCGACCCCUUCCGUGAAAAGAUUGUCAUAUCGCUUCAGUGUCCCAUUGGUCCCCAAGAUAAUAUCCUUAAACCCAGCUCAAAGCAAGUCCACAGGUUGUGGCUCAAACAUCCCGUUAUUUCCAUAAACGAUCUGGAAGUUUUGACGCAAACUUCACACCGGAACUGGAGCGCUCAUGUUAUCGACAUAACUUUUCCUGUUUCGGAAGGAAUUCCAGGCUUUCUAAAGAAGUUGCAAAGUAUCUGUGAAGAGGCCGAUGAAGCAGCUAAGAACCACCAGAUCAUUAUCCUGUCGGAUAGGAUGGCAGGACAGGACAGGGUACCUGUCAGCAGUUUACUUGCAUUAGGGGCCACUCACCACCAUUUAAUUGAAUCUCGUUCUCGAAUGAAAGUAGCCUUGAUAGUAGAGAGCGCAGAAGCCAGAGAAGUUCACCACAUAUGCGUUCUGUUAGGCUACGGCGCUGAUGCGAUUUGCCCGUAUCUAGCUCUAGAACUAGCCUAUAGCCUCCGUGAUCAAGGAGUUCUAGACACAUCCCUCACAGACGAUGUAAUUUAUCAGAACUAUGCACAAGCGAUGAUGACGGGCAUAAGUAAAGUUAUGGCGAAAAUGGGUAUUUCUACUUUGCAGUCGUACAAGGGAGCGCAGAUUUUCGAAGCUGUCGGCUUGGCUGAGGACGUAAUAGAAAAGGCCUUCAAGGGAACCCCUUCAAGGCUUGGGGGUGCUAAUUUAGAAGUGUUGGCGGCUGAAGCUCUCGAAAGACAUCAGAAUGCCUUUAGGCAAGCUCCCGAUCAGCUUAUUUUGAGAGACGCUGGAAAUUAUCACUGGAGGGCUGGAGGGGAGAAGCAUUUGAAUGAACCUUUGAGUAUCGCUGCCCUUCAGGAAUCAGCUGUAAACAAGAGUAAAACGGCCUAUGACAAAUUCAAGGAAUCUACCAUGGAGUCCGUGAGAAACUGCAUGUUGCGUGGUCGUUUAGAUCUACGAACCUUGGACCAACCCCUGUCUUUGGAUGAAAUAGAACCUGCAUCCGAAAUCGUUAAGAGAUUUGCCACUGGAGCCAUGAGUUUUGGUUCGAUCAGUCUUGAAGCUCAUCAGACCCUUGCCAUCGCCAUGAACAAAGUUGGAGGUAAAAGUAACACUGGUGAAGGAGGCGAAGAUCCUGAACGAUACCUAGACGCCCAGAAGAGAUCAUCGAUCAAGCAAGUAGCUUCUGGGAGGUUCGGAGUUACUUCUUCCUAUUUGGCACAUUCCGAUGAUUUGCAGAUUAAGAUGGCCCAGGGCGCUAAGCCUGGAGAGGGUGGUGAACUUCCUGGCUACAAAGUCUCAGCCGAUAUUGCCAAAACGAGACAUUCCGUGGCUGGCGUAGGCUUAAUUUCACCCCCGCCUCACCACGACAUCUACUCCAUUGAAGACCUGGCUGAGCUCAUCUACGAUUUGAAAUGUGCCAAUCCCAAAGCCAGGAUCUCUGUGAAAUUAGUAUCGGAAGUGGGUGUAGGGGUCGUAGCUUCGGGAGUCGCUAAAGGUAAAGCCGAACACAUCGUCGUAUCCGGUCACGAUGGCGGUACUGGAGCCAGUUCCUGGACUGGUAUCAAGAGUGCUGGCUUGCCAUGGGAACUGGGUAUUGCCGAAACGCAUCAAGUGUUGGUACUCAAUAAUUUAAGGUCUAGAAUCGUGCUACAAGCUGAUGGAAAUAUUCGUACAGGUUUCGAUGUGGUAGUUGCUGCUAUACUAGGUGCCGACGAGAUUGGAUUCAGUACGGCCCCAUUAAUAGUCAUGGGUUGUACGAUGAUGCGUAAGUGUCAUUUAAAUACUUGCCCUGUAGGUAUAGCCACUCAAGAUCCAAUCCUUAGGAAGAAAUUUACUGGUCAGCCGGAACAUGUCAUCAACUAUUUGUUUAUGUUAGCGGAGGAAGUUCGUGAAAAUAUGGCGAAGCUUGGGGUUCGUACUUUCCAAGAACUUGUGGGCAGAACCGAUCUUUUGAAGGUUGUCGAUAACGGAUCGACGAAGGCUAAAAUGUUGAAUCUCAAUUUGAUUUUACAAAACGCCCUCCAUAUGAGACCCGGAGUUAACAUCAAGGGUGGUUCGGUGGUUCAAGACUUCCAGCUGGAACAGAGAUCUGACAACGUGCUCAUCGAAAAAGCCAAGGCCGUCAUUGAUGGAACAGAAAAAUCUGUUGAUAUCGAAAUGAAGAUAUGCAACGAAGAGAGAGCCUUUGCUUCUACUUUGAGUUACCAUAUUUCUUGCAAAUACCAAGAAGAUGGUUUACCCGAAGGAAGUAACAUUAAUAUAAGACUAACAGGAUCUGCCGGCCAGAGUUUCUGCGCUUUCCUAGCUAGAGGGGUCACGGUAACUCUAGAGGGAGAUGCAAACGAUUAUGUAGGAAAAGGUCUAUCGGGGGGCAAUAUCAUCAUUUACCCACCAAAAACUUCUCCGUUUGAGUCGCAUCUGAACGUGAUAGUCGGCAACGUUUGUUUGUAUGGAGCUACAUCAGGUCGAGCUUAUAUGAGGGGCAUCGCUUCUGAACGUUUUGCCGUUAGGAACUCUGGAGCUAUAGCUGUCGUUGAAGGUGUUGGUGACCAUGGCUGUGAAUAUAUGACGGGAGGCAUCAUUCUCAUUCUUGGAUUGACUGGAAGAAACUUUGCUGCUGGCAUGUCUGGAGGUAUCGCUUAUGUUUGGGAUAUCGACGGUAAAUUCUCAACGAAAUGCAACCCGGAGAUGGUGGAAUUGUGUAAAUUGGAAGACAAAUACGAUGUGGAUCUGGUUAAGCAGCUGCUGAAAGAAUUCCAAGAAUUAACGGGAAGCAUAGUAGCCGAACAGCUCAUCAAUGAAUUUGACUCUAGAAGGAAGGAGUUUGUGAAAGUAUUCCCUUACGAAUAUCAAAGGGCGCUCAAGCAAAAAGCUCAGGAAAAUGCCGUUGAAAAACCCGUUCAGAAUCACGAACCUAAAAUUCUAGACAUCGAAGACACUCUUGGGGAUGCACAUGAACAAAAGAAAAUCGAAAGAGUUCUAGACAAAACGAGAGGUUUUAUGAAAUAUCCGAGAGAAACCAGCAUAUAUCGUGCAGCAGAAAAACGUAUGAAAGACUGGGAUGAGAUCUACAACUUCCCUCACGUCAGAAAAGGCCUUAGAAUUCAAGCAGCCCGCUGUAUGGACUGUGGGGUUCCGUUUUGUCAAUCCAACUCCCACGGUUGUCCCCUGGGAAAUAUAAUCCCCAAAUGGAACUUCCUUGUGUUCCAAAACCAUUGGAGACAGGCGCUGAACCAGCUUCUGCAAACAAACAACUUUCCCGAAUUCACUGGAAGGGUUUGUCCCGCCCCUUGCGAAGGGGCAUGUGUAUUAGGCAUAUCCGAGCCUAGCGUAACCAUUAAAAACAUCGAAUGUUCCAUAAUUGAUCACGCUUUCGAAAACGGCUGGGUUGUUCCCCAAAUCCCGUCUGUCCGCACUGAAAAGCGUGUCGCUAUCGUCGGCUCAGGACCAGCUGGUUUGGCUUGCGCUAAUCAAUUAAACAAGGCGGGACAUCUAGUGACGGUUUUUGAAAGAAACGAUAGAAUCGGUGGGCUACUUCAAUACGGUAUUCCAACCAUGAAACUCAGUAAGGCUGUCGUUCAAAGAAGAGUCGACUUGUUGGCUGCUGAAGGUAUAACGUUUAAAACAAACGUUAACGUUGGAAAGGAUAUUUCUGCAAAGGAACUUAGUGAGGAGUACGAUGCAGUUGUACUUACUACAGGAGCUACGUGGCCACGGGACCUGCCACUACCAGGUCGUCAGUUGGGCGGCAUCCACUUUGCCAUGGAGUUCUUGGAGAACUGGCAGAAGAAGCAGCUGGGAGCCAACCACGAGGGGCCUCACGCCAAAGACAAACAUGUGAUAAUCAUUGGAGGUGGUGACACAGGCUGUGAUUGCAUUGCAACUUCCUUGAGACAAGGCGCUGCUACCAUUACCACAUUCGAAAUUCUACCCGAACCUGGCACUAAGAGGUCGGCCGACAACCCCUGGCCGCAGUGGCCCCGAGUGUUCAGAGUGGACUACGGCCAUGAAGAGGUAAAGGUGAGAUACGGCGCUGACCCGAGAGUCUUCAGCAUCAUGACCCAGGAAUUCUUGGAUGACGGCAAAGGCCAUGUUAGCGGAGUAAAAACCGUCAAUGUGGAAUGGACUAAGGACGACAGUGGUCGGUGGCAGAUGAACCAGGUGCCUGGAUCCGAAAAGGUUUUCAAAGCAGACUUGGUUCUACUUGCCAUGGGUUUCUUGGGCCCCGAACGAGCUAUUGGAGAUCAGCUCGAACUCACUUUGGAUGCAAGAUCAAACUUCAGUACGAAAGACUACAAAACCAAUGUAUCAAACGUUUUUGCAGCGGGAGACUGUCGAAGAGGACAGUCCUUGGUUGUGUGGGCUAUCGCGGAGGGUCGUCAAGCCGCUAAAGCGGUGGACGAAUUCCUAAACCAAGCUCCGUCUUCUCUGCCUGGACCAGGUGGUAUAAUUCAGCCAACCCUCAACGAGGUGCCAUGUCCGGUGUAAACUUGUGUAAGGUUUCAGCUAUGCCAUAAUUUUUUCAGAGAAUUCAUUGUCUGUGGUAAAUUGUUACUUAUAGUAGAUGUGUUUUUAACAAACUUGUGAAAAAGUUACAUAUCUUCUGAUCUUUGUUGGGGUUUGUUAAGUUUUUAGAUAUUUAAAAAUAUUAAAAGCAGUUACAGUGUAAUAUUCCUUCUAGGGAAGGAGACAUAUAUAGAUAUCAUUUAAUUCAGCUUUAGUAAAGCUAGUUUGGUUGAUUUUCAGUUAUUUUUAAGAGACGUAAAAGUACCGAAUAGCCUUAGUUGAAAAAGACAAUAAAUUCCCCUUGAUGGAUAGGAUUUUAAACAUUCGAAAAGUAUAUUCUAAUUGAAUAGAUUGUGAUCAUAGCCAUAGAUUUGGAGUUGUCUUGAAUUCAAAUUGCUUUUUGCAGUUUUUUAUCAAUCACAAAUAAUUUACCGUUAUAUUUUCUUUGAUUGCCAUCAGAUGGAAGUAUUAAAGGUGUAAGGUAAACUUACUCUUAAUUUUGUAAAUAUUUUUAUAUAUUGUGUUGUUUUUGGAUUCGUUUUUAUUUGGGUUUUAUACAAAUUUUGAAUUUUUUCCGUGUUAAAGGGUAAUUCCUGCGUUUCGUGUCGAUUAUUUAAACUAUAAUAAGCAAUAUGUUUCCAGCAAAUACAUAUAUUUUUUAAUUGAGAAUGAAUAUUUUGCCAUGAAGAAUUAUAACUUUUCAUAGUGUUCGUCGAUAUACCUUUGAAGUCUAAUGUUAUAAAAGUUGUGUAAUAUACCAAUAUAAAGAAUUGUUCUGUAGUCGAUAAUGUCAAUAUUAUUCAAUAAAUAGAUGUUAAUAUU
Molecule: messenger RNA, 7187 nt
Organism: Anoplophora glabripennis (Asian longhorned beetle)
Lineage: Eukaryota; Metazoa; Arthropoda; Insecta; Coleoptera; Cerambycidae
Product: glutamate synthase 1 [NADH], chloroplastic
Exons: 22
Coding region: 231-6347 (2038 amino acids)
Molecular function (GO): iron-sulfur cluster binding; glutamate synthase (NADH) activity; iron ion binding
Source: RefSeq, a predicted model, not a curated record